Paraphaeosphaeria sporulosa is the source of this 1123-nucleotide messenger RNA. RefSeq lists its product as uncharacterized. The transcript is spliced from 2 exons. The coding region runs from base 1 to 1110 and encodes 369 amino acids. The record is from RefSeq and is a predicted model, not a curated record. Lineage: Eukaryota; Fungi; Ascomycota; Dothideomycetes; Pleosporales; Didymosphaeriaceae.
AUGCUUUCUGUUCCAAACGAAAGCUCCUCCAGGAAAUACCAUCCGCCGCUCAGUCCUGCCUCCUCGCACGGCAAGUUUUCAAGCGCUGCCAGCUCGCGCGAGGCGCUGCUCACCACGUCCUCCAACGACAUCCCUUUGCGAAAGCUUAUCGCUGCUGCUUCUUCCUCGAAGCCUUCGAGACCUCUCCAUACUUCCACAUCCAAUCUUUCCCUCCAAAGCUGGCCUGGGCAUCCGCGGCAACCACCACAAAACCAAGGCCGCCGCAUCAAUGACCAUACUAUUGCUCUUUCGGUCACGAUAACACUUGCAAUACUCGUACUCAUCGGUGUCCCGCUGGGAGCUAUUCUGCCGCAGAAAUAUGUUGUGCCACUACCCAUUAACGUCCUUGUUCCAUUCUAUGUGUAUCCUGACCAUAAUUCGUGGGAAAGAAUGUUCCAGGCCGCCAUCAAGCACCCGGAAUCUAACUUUACCAUCAUACUCUCCGUCGACCACGGACCCAGCGCCUCAGUCUGGCCGCCAGGAAUAUACCUUGCCCCCAUUAAGCGGCUGAACAUGCUGCCCAACGUCCAGGCGAUUGGAUACGUUGAUACCGAGUACGGAUCACGCGAUGGCGAGAAAGUGCGAAAAGAUAUAGCGACAUACGCGGGGUGGAACAACACCGAUCUUGGGAUAUCGGGCAUCUUUUUCGACCAUACACCAGCUGAGGACGUCAACGAUGCGCGGAUAUAUCUGAAGAAUGUCAGCGCGACUGUAAGACACACCGAGGGUUUUCUAGAGCCUACCAUUGUCGUUCACAACCCAGGCAAAGUGCCCAAUGCGAAUAUGACCAAUUACCAAGCCGAUGUGACGGUGGUGUUUGAGGGCGAGUACAAAAGCAUGCCACCAAGAGAGGAGACCAAAGCUAAGCUGCGGGACCUGGGCGGCAGACGCCAGGAUUACGCGGAGAUCAUACACUCCGUUCCGCGGACUAUGAGCAGAGGAGGUAUCAGGAAGAUUAUCAACGGGGAGAGGAGGUACGUUGGAUGGUUGUAUGUUACAGAUCGAAUGGGGGAUAAUAAGUAUGAGUGGUACAGCGAUAGAUGGGAAGAGUUCUUGGAUCUGACAUUUUGAUUACACAUUCACU